Vittaforma corneae ATCC 50505 is the source of this 1452-nucleotide messenger RNA. RefSeq lists its product as uncharacterized. The transcript has a single exon. The record is from RefSeq and is a predicted model, not a curated record. Lineage: Eukaryota; Fungi; Microsporidia; Nosematidae.
UUGUUUUUAAUAAUCUCGUAUAUUUUAUUGCUAACUUUCUCAAGACCAUGUGUGAAGAAAAGAAACAACUCAAGGACAAAAUCUUUUUCGUAUGGAAUAUAUGGAAAACAGAUAAGUUCUCUAACAAAUAAAGAAAUAGAAGAAGCACGUACAAAGCCUUGGGUUGAAAUCCUUUCUCCUGAACAGCUAGACGAGUUUGUUUCAAAUUUUACACUUUCUCCAUUUCCAAGCUAUGUUUCUAAGAAUAUUCCAGAAAAUUAUAUAAUUAGAAUGAAUUUACAAGCAUGGCGAGCUUAUCUCUUUGGGCCUAACUUUAUAACUACUAAUAAAUUCUACUUUCAAAUGGUAGAUUACAUCGUAACCAAUCCCGACCGUGCUCCGUGUAGUUUAUUGAGAUCGAAAUUUAAUAUUGAUCCAAAAACGAUGCAUUAUCUUUGUAAAAAGCUAUCAGAAAGGGGUAUUAUUGAAGAAAUAAAACAAGGGAAAGAAACGGUAAUAAAACUUAACAAGGUUAAAGAUAUGUCAAAACAGAGGAAUGAUGAGCAUCCUAUUUUUAGUGAGGAGAAAUCUAUUGACGUUUCAAAGAUGGUGUUCUACCAAAAUAUUCCGUUGAUUGAUCAAAUUAAAAUGCAUGCCAAAUGCCGUGAAAAUGGAUUAGGUACAAAGGAAUUGAAUGAUAUUACAGGAAUAUCGUUAAAAAAUGCGCUAAAACAUUUGCAGAAGCUUUGUGAAGCCCAUCCUGAUUAUUUUAAAAUGGUUAAUUCAAUUGAGCAUGGCCACACUACAUUUAAGGUGUUUUCAAUAGAAAAUCUUAAUAAAAGAAAUCAAAGGAAAUUGAAAAUGAUGCAGAAAACUGUGGAAAUUGAAAAUGAUGACCCAGAUGUCGAUCCAAUUUUAACAUCAAAAGAUAGACAAGAGGUUUUGAAGAUUAUCGCAAAAAAACAUGGCCAUUUUAUCCUUUCAAAGCAAAUAUUUGAGGAAAUAUCAAGAAUGACAGGGUAUCCAUAUAAUAUAGAUCGCAAAAAUCUAAUUAGUAAUGCAGAAGCGGCAGGAUUGAAAGUGUUUAAACUUUCAGAUCCACCAACGAGAAGAUAUGUGAUUGCCUUGCCACAUUGCGAUGAAUCAAUUUUAAACCAGUACGUGUCUGCACAUGAAUCUAUACCGAAAAAUGAAUCAGAUGAGGAGAACAAAUUCUAUAAAAGCGUUAAAAAAUAUUUUAUGAACAUCAGCAAAUGCAUUAUAGCUGAUAAUGGAUACUGUGAUAAUUCGGACAUAAACAUCGGUAUUCUUUAUGAGCAUAUCAAAGAAAUACACAGGACUAACAAUUCUAAAAAAAAAUCAAAAGUAAGAAUAAUACCGUUAUUCAUAAUAUUAAUAAGACUACCAAUAGUACUAUUGAUGAGUUUAAUAUUCGUUUUAUACAGUUUGAUUAUCAAACUGUUAUGUCAAUGA